AUGUCGGAUGAUGCAGCACCAUUAAACUUUGUUGAAAGACCUAAUCCCAUAGAUACAAGAGGAGGUUACUUAGACCAUGGUGAUCCAGAAUAUAAGUGUCAAUUUUGUGGUGCAUUUAUGUGGUACGAUGAGAGGCUUAACAAGAGGAGAAAUGCCAAUAAUCCAUCAUUUUCUCUUUGCUUUCUACAAGGAACAGUUCAACUUCCACUUUUCAAAGAAUCACCAGAGUUUAUUAAAAAAAUGCUUACAGGUACUGAUCGAUUGAGCAAACAUUUUCAGAACAAUCUAAGAGGCUAUGAUAUGGUUUUCGCCAUUACUUCUCUUGGUGGGAAAGUUGAUAAAACAGUGCAUCAAGGGAAGGGACCAAAUAUGUUUCAACUACAAGGAUCUAAUUACCAUCUUAUUGGUAGUAUGAAACCUAAAGAAAAAGAUUAUGCAAAAUUCUCACAACUAUACAACGUCGAUACUGAAAAUGAAGUUCCAAACAGACAAACUGUUAUGAGUAAAAGUAAAACGAGUACUACAGGUGGUGGUAAAAAGAAUUUGAAGAAGGAAAUAAUAGAACCGCUUAUUAAGAUGUUAGACGAAGUAAAUCUUUAUGUCAAGCAUUUCAGAGCUGCUAGUUAUAGGUUUGCAUCUAAUGCCGACGAAACUUUCCAUAUGAGGAUCAUUAGUGAUAGAGUUGGUCUUGAUGGUCGAAAUUAUACAAAUCCUACUGUACCGGAGAUAGCUGCCUUAAUUCCUGGGGAUUUUGUCAAGGAAAUGCCAGAACGAGAUAUCAUUAUUGAGGAAAAAACAACAGGAUCCCUACAGAGAAUUAGUGAAAUUCAUCCUUCCUAUUUGGCUCUACAGUAUCUGUUGAUUCACAUUUUUGGUGAAGAUGGAUUCAGACCUGGAAUUCAGAAAGGAUUCUUAGGGAAACCCAAGACCAAGAAGACAAAGUGUAUUAGUAUGAGGCAAUGGUUUGCAUUUCGGAUUCAAGAGAGAGAGGCUGAAUCAAAUACUCUUCUACUAUCUAGGAGGUUGUUCCAGCAGUAUGUUGUUGAUGCCUACACUGCCAUCGAAUCUAACCGCUUGAAAUAUAUCAAACUGAAUCAGUCUAAGAUAAGGUAUGAGAAUUACAGCUCUAUUAAGGAAGCAGCCGAAUCAUGGGACAUAAAUAUGGGUGAACAAGGCAAUCCUAUUUCAAUUCCAUCUUUAUUUACUGGUGGUCCAAGAUAUAUGGUUCAAAGUUAUUACGAUGCUAUGGCCAUAUGUAAACAUUAUGGCUUCCCUGACCUUUUUAUUACAUUUACAUGCAAUCCUAAGUGCCCUGAGAUAACAAGGUAUGUUAAAGAACAUGGUCUCAAUGCUAAUGAUAGGCCUGACAUUAUAUGCCGCAUUUUCAAGAUAAAGCUAGAGUCCUUAAUGUUCGACGUGACUGAGAAGAAACUACUAGGGAAAACAGUUGCAGCUAUGUAUACAAUGGAGUUUCAAAAAAGAGGUUUACCCCAUGCUCAUAUACUGUUGUUCAUGGAUCAGAAAAGUAAGUUGCCCACAUCUGAUGAAAUCAACAACAUCAUAUGUGUUGAGAUCCCAGAUAAAGAUAACAAACCAGAGCUAUAUGAAAUCAUUAAAGAUUCAAUGAUUCAUGGACUUUGUGGAGCCGCUAAUAAGAAUUCCCCAUGUAUGGUUGAUGGGAAGUGUUCAAAGAUGUAUCCUAAGUCGCAUUCAGAGCUAAAUAGAGUUGGUAAGGAUGGUUAUUCUAUAUACAGGAGGAGACGUUCAUCGAGUUUUAUUGAGAAAGGUGAUUUUAAUUGCGACAACAGAUGGGUAGUUCCUUACAAUGAGAAAUAUGUCUCGACCGCGGAAGCUAUUUGGAGGAUCUAUAAAUUUCCAAUACAGUUUAGAACAACUCCUGUCCAGAAACUGUCAUUCCAUAUUGAAGGCAAGAAACCAUGUUACUUCAGAAAAGAUGCCAAUAUAGAUGAAGUGUUGGAAAAAUCUAUUAACGAAGACUCGCAGUUGACAGCUUGGUUCUACCUGAAUCAGAUUAAUCCUACCGCUAAUCAGUAUCUUUAUUCAAAAAUACCAGCUCAUUAUACUUGGCAGGGUCAGAGAAAGCAAUGGCGAGAAAGGAAAAAAGGGUUCUCCCUAGGGAGGAUUAAUUAUGUGCCACGCCGUAUGGAACCAGAAUAUUUUAUGAGAAUCCUCCUUAAUAUUUUCCGAGGACCAAAAUCGUUUGACGAUAUUAAGACAUACAAAGGUGUUAUUUAUAACACAUAUAAAGAAGCAUGCUUUGCUCGUGGUAUCCUAGAUGAUGAUCAUAUCUUCAUUGAUAGUCUCCUAGAUGCAAAGAAAUGGUGUUUUGGACCUCAACUACGGAAUCUCUUUGCUAAUAUGAUAUUGUCAGAAUGUUUAUCUCGACCAGAUCAUGUGUGGGAACAAACUUGGGAACAUCUUUCUGAAGAUAUCAAAGUCAUGAAAAGGAAUGAAUACAACAAUCCAGAUCUAAACUUGACCGAUGCUGACAAGAGGAAUUAUACGUUGGUUGAGAUAGAGAAACUGAUGUUGAUGAAUGGUAGCUCGCUUUUAGGUAUUGAGAACUUGCCGAAGCCAUCAAGAGAAAGUAUUGACAAUUCAAAUCAUUUGAUUGUUGAAGAAAUGAAAUACAACCGUGAGGAGCAAAAAGAAAAACAUGACAAUUGGGAGGAGUUUUUUUUCGUUUACGGAUUUGGUGGUACAGGGAAAACGUUCAUGUGGAAGACUUUAUCGGCUGCAGUUAGAUAUUGUGGGAUGAUUGUGCUUAAUACGACAUCUAGCGGCAUUGCUUCACUUCUGCUUCCUGGAGGUAGGACUGCUCAUUCUAGGUUUGGCAUUCCUAUAACUCCAGAUGAUAAUACAUCAUGCACUAUGACACCAAACUCUGAUGUAGCCAAAUUAAUGGAAGAGGCUUCUCUAAUCAUAUGGGAUGAAGCUCCAAUGAUGAGUAAGUAUUGUUUUGAGAACUUGGAUCGGAGUUUAAAUGACUGUGUUGGGAAGUUUGGAACUAAGCCAUUUGGAGGGAAAGUGGUUGUUUUCGGUGGAGAUUUCAGACAGAUACUUCCAGUUAUACAUGGUGCAGGUAGGGCUGAAAUUGUUCUUUCGGCAUUGAAUGCAUCUUACCUUUGGGAACACUGCAAGGUACUAAAGCUAACGAAGAACAUGCGUCUUCUUAGCAACAAGCUUAGUGUUGAUCAAGCAAAAGAGAUUAUUGAGUUUUCAAAUUGGAUCCUAGAUGGGGGUGAUGGAAAAAUCUCGGAACCAAACGAUGGAGAGGCUCUAAUAGACAUUCUUGAAGAGUUUCUGAUUACAAAUGUUGAUGACCCCAUUGAAGCGAUCAGCAGAGAAAUAUAUGGGGAUGUUGAGUUGUUGCAGGAAAAGAAGGAUCCAACAUUUUUCCAAGAGCGAGCUAUUUUAGCACCCACUAACGAUGAUGUUAAUACAAUAAAUCAAAGCAUGCUUGACAAGUUACCAGGGGAAGAGAAAAUCUACUCUAGCAGUGAUAGUAUCGACCCCACUGAUUUAGAGUCAGCUGAGAACCUCAUUUUCACACCAGUUUUUUUAAACUCUAUUAAAAUUUCUGGUUUACCGAUGCAUAGUUUACGCCUAAAGAUUGGUGCUCAUGUUAUGUUGCUUAGGAAUCUAGACCCUAAAGGCGGUUUAUGUAAUGGAACGAGGCUUCAAGUAACUCAAAUGGCUGAUCAUGUGUUAGAAGCUAUGGUUAUCACAGGAGACAGAGCAAGAGAUUUGGUGUUGAUUCCUCAAAUCUUUAUCAAACCUUCUGACACCAAACUUCCAUUCAAGAUGCGUCGGACGCAGUUUCCAAUUGCUUUUGCCUUUGCUAUGACAAUUAAUAAGAGUCAGGGUCAAUCGCUUACUGAAGUUGGUCUUUACUUGCCUCGACCAGUAUUCUCACAUGGUCAACUGUAUAUUGCUUUAUCUAGAGUUACUUCUAAGAAAGGGUUGCAAAUAUUGAUUGUUGACAAGAAAGGGCAAAUUUAG
This is a messenger RNA of Camelina sativa (false flax), 4023 nucleotides long. Lineage: Eukaryota; Viridiplantae; Streptophyta; Magnoliopsida; Brassicales; Brassicaceae. The record is from RefSeq and is a predicted model, not a curated record.